Molecule: messenger RNA, 841 nt
Organism: Meloidogyne enterolobii
Lineage: Eukaryota; Metazoa; Nematoda; Chromadorea; Rhabditida; Meloidogynidae
Source: the annotation of a GenBank genome assembly
UGAAAUAAUUGCUAAUCGUUUACGUCUUGAGGAAGAACAAAAACAACAACAUUUAAUAAAACAACAAAAACCUGACACUGAUUUCCAAACUGCUUCAAUUAAGAAACCACCUGCUCCAGCACCUGAAAGCAAUACGGAAAUAACUUAUAUGAGUAAUCCACCAGUUACUUCUACCUGUUUGGGAUCUUCUGGAGCUCCUCAAAAUGUUACUAGUAGCCAUCCUCAUCCUACAUUAACUGAUCAACAACAAAGAACUCAAUAUGUUAUUGCUAACAAUCCAAGAUAUGCACCGGGUCCAAUGUCAAAUAAUUUCUGUGGUCAGAGAAUCAACAAAAAUACAGCAGCUUUGAUUGCAGAUGCAGCACAUUUGAACAAAAUCGACAAGAAUGCACCAAAAAAUGCUGUUGCUACAAAUAUACCCCUAAGAACAUUGAAUCCUCCUAAAUUUGGUUUAAAACUGCCUGUUUGGCCAAUAUCUCCAAUCCUUUCAUUUUAUCGGCCUCAAAAUCAAGAAGUAUCUCAACAACAACAACGUGGAAGAUGUGAUUCACCUGAAGCCUCAAAAACAAAUGACGAUUAUGCUUCAAUGAUUCAAGGAGAAAUAAAUUGUGGAGCACAAUUCGAUGAUGGAUUAGCUAUGCUUCAAAAUCAACAUCAACAACAACAUUUAUUAAAAAGCAAGGUUACUUCUCCUUUAGGCACUGGAAAGUAUUCAAAGGAUUUAAAAAAUGAUGUGAAUAUGUCAAAUAAAUUACCACAACAACCCUUAACAACAAAUACAACAAAACCUCCUCCACCACCAAAACAUCAAUUUCCAUCAGAAUUUUUAACGUUACAAUAA